AUGACUAUCGAUUUCUCCCUUUCGCCAGAGCAGGCUGCUCUCAAGGCCUCUGCACGCAAGUUCGCCGAACAGGUGAUUGCACCAUGUCGUGCACAGUACCUUCAAUUGCCCAAUCAGUACGAGCGCUUCCGUGCUACUCGAGAUGCCUAUCGCCAAAUGGUCGAGGGCGGAUGGAUCAAGAUGCAAAUCCCGGAAGAGUACGGCGGUACUCGUAAGAGUCUUGUCGAUGUUGCCUUGGCAUGCGAGGAGUUCUUCGCGCAGGACUCUAGCCUGCCAAUCACUUGGUUGGUGGUUGGCCUUGGACUGGCUCCCAUCUUCAUGUAUGGCACCGAGCAGCAGAAGAAGGAGUUCAUCACACCCUUUCUGACUUGCAAGGGAACACCUCUGGCUGCGCUCGGCUUCUCCGAACCCACUGGUUCGGCCAAUUGGCUGCAGAACGAAGGCGGUCGAGGUGUGCAGACCCUUGCACGCAUUGAAGGAGGAGAUGUGAUCAUCAACGGAGGAAAGAUCUGGGCUUCCAACAGUGGAGGCUGGGACUUCAAAGGCCCCGAGCUUCUCUGCCUCGUGUGUCGCUUUGGGACUCGAGGUGCUCCAGCAGACACUAUUGGAAUUGUGGUCAUCACUCGCGAAGAAUUCGACGACCCAAGGAACGCCAAUGCCUUCCGUGUUGGAGAUGAUAUUGAAACUCAUGGAUUCAAGGCCCAUUCCGGACCACGCACACACUUCACCAACUUCCGUGUCCCAGUCAAAAACAUCCUUGCCACUCCUGGCAAAGGUGCUAUCGUCAACGUCGCUGCUUUCACCGAGUCUGCAGCGUUGGUUGGUGCCGGUGCAGCCGGACUGAUGAGAUCCUGCUUCGAACACACCCUCAAAAUCGUCACGACCGAAAAGCGCGGCGGCUCCCGCCCUACAAUCGAAUAUCAAAGCGUCGCAGACCUCCUCAUCAGCAUGAAAAUGCGCCUCGAAACAACCCGCUAUUUGACCUGGAAAGCUUGCGACUACCUCGACAAAACAGGCGAGGCUGAGUUAGCCUAUCAAGCCAAAGUCUAUGGCUCCGAGACGGCGAUCCAAUGUGUCUUGGAAGCCAUGCAAGCAGUUGGAGUUACGGCCUACGAUGUCGAUCAACCAUAUGGUUUGAUGAUGGAUGAUGCGCUGUGCUUGCCACUGUUCGAAGGAUCGAAUGUGGGUAUUCGAAAGCGUCAGAUUCAGAAGAUUUUGGCUACUGCUGGGUAUGAUCCUGACUCGACCGCGAGCAAUACGAGCUGGAGCGAGGUGAGACAGGGAUUCCCAAAGGGAUUCUUGAAGUGUCAUCUUUGA
Molecule: messenger RNA, 1317 nt
Organism: Cercospora beticola
Lineage: Eukaryota; Fungi; Ascomycota; Dothideomycetes; Mycosphaerellales; Mycosphaerellaceae
Product: acyl-CoA dehydrogenase family protein
Biological process (GO): butyrate catabolic process; fatty acid beta-oxidation using acyl-CoA dehydrogenase
Molecular function (GO): flavin adenine dinucleotide binding
Source: RefSeq, a predicted model, not a curated record